AUGGAUUAUUACGGACGUGGCUAUGACUCUUCUCACUACAGAUACUCUAGCCGGUACCACAAUGACAAUCAGGCUCACGGUAACGGAAAACGCAACGGCGGUGGACGCCCCUACCGCCGAGAACAUGGUUCGGGCAGUUAUAAGGCGCGAAGUGAACUUUUCCAAGGCGAAACUUACUAUCCACGCGGAUCACGGGUAUCACACAACAUUCAGGCUUCCCACCCAAAGACGCGUCGACCGGAACCUCAGCUGCGGUACAACACAUCCCGUUUCCAGGAACAGUACCACUACUUCGAUCCUGUAGCCAAACGUCUCAUACACAGGGAUGAGAUGAAGUCAUGGAUUGCCGAUUCGUUGCCGAAGUCUGGCUAUGUGAUGACUCAAGAGCCUCAAGCAGGCGGCAAACCUAGGACAGUGCUAAAACCUCGAACACCAGAACAGACGGCUACAGACCCGAGGUCAAGUAAUCUCGAAGAUCGAUCAAAGGCCCGCAAGCCGCACAGGAAGCCCCGUUCGAAACUUUCGCGACUGCCACGGAUAGUUUACGAUAAACAUUCGAUAGGACCUCCUCCUCCAAGUGAGAUAGUCGUUCACGCAAUCAGUCGUGAUCCUAAAAAUUCGGUUCAAGAUGCCAUAAUAAAGAACUAUUUUAGCACUUUUGGAGAAAUAUCGCACUUUGAGAGCUUCAUGGAUCCCAAUAAUGCACUUCCUCUUUAUGUCUACGUUAUGCGAUUUACAGGUCCACCAGGAAACCUAGAUGCUCCUCAUCGGUCUGCCCAUAAAGCGUUUAAAACAUUCGAGAAGUCUUGCUAUUGUGUAUCAGGCUUCAAGUUUGCCGUCGCCAUAAAUGAUAAUAACCAAUCACGCAAAAUCAUAGACGCUAUGAUAGAGAGCAAUCUCAAAGAGGCAGCGAAACUCCAAGAACAAGUACAGAGACAACAGAAGCAGAUCCCUUCGACGGUCGGUCCUCAGCCGACACUAUUGCCUAGAGACCUUGAGAAGGUUGUCCAAGGUAGACCAUCUCUUUUCGUGUCGAAAAAAGUUAUAUCUAUUCAUGGACUGGCAAUCGAAGACUUCAAAAUCAAGCUGGCUAAGUACAAGUUCUCAAGAAUUGUUGGGCAUUCCACGGGUUUUUAUGUGGUGUUCAAUGAUGUAAGCGAUGCUAAGGCUUGCAUGUACGUAGAGUCUGAUGUGAUGACAGUUAACUCAAGGAGAAGACGGAAACCUGUUACUAUAAGAUUUACUCUAAUAGAUCCUGUUCCAUCAUUGGCUAUGACAACCAAAAGUGAAAAGAAUGAAAGUAAGAAGGUUGGUUAUGCAUCGACUGACGAACUAGUCAACGCGACUGUUGAAAUUCUUUUACAAGACCUAGGUCUUGCUUUAGAAAUGGACAUAAAAAGGCGGAUUGUUGGACCAACUGUAUUUGAUAUGUUGAAUCCACAGCGAUAUCCUGAAAUACUGGCCAAAAAGGAAGAAGAAGAGGAGAGAAAAAAUGAACUGCGACGGAUUGCAAGUCAAACAAGACAGGAACAGCAAGCAAAGUCUUCGGCCUUUGAUAUAUUUAAUCUUUAUGGUGCGCGCUUUAAACCGAAGGGUUCGUCAGUCGCACGAGACCGCAAGACUACUCAGACGAGAUAUUCUAGCGCGAAGGACCCAAAAUUAGAAAAGCCGAUGGCUCACCUUCUGAACAAAAGCUCUAGAAGCGACACACCGAUACCAUCCGACUUACAAACGGACGAAGACGAAAUAAUGUUGUCUUCCAUUGAGAAUGAAGAAGAGGAAGAGGAAGAGGAAGAAAAAGGGGAAGAAGAAGAGGAGCAGGAUGAUUUAUCAGAUUCUUUUGAGCAUUCUGAGAAGAAAAUCAAGCUACAGUCAUCCGAAGCAACCACCCCUGAGCCUGAUGAUCGAAAGUUUGUUCUCAACAGCACCCGGACCGAAGAAUUGAUGAAGAUCCCCGAAAAAUACAGGCCCAAUGCUCACGAUAAACCGUCUACCGUCUAUCCUCCUAACCUAUUCAGCAGCUCAGGUUCCUUGUCAUUAGUAGAUAUCAGGGACGCUGUCAAGGACGAGGAGGACUUUGAAGUUUUGAAGGAGAUCAUAGGCGUAUCCUCGGAGCCCUUAGAUGAACGAAACAAGUUUCUCCUAGCCUCACUCCUCUUUGAUAUAAACCGGUCAUCACAGGAGAAUCGGAAAGUUGCCGCUUUGCAAGAUAGUAUGAAUGAUGUACCAUUUGAUGAUUCUCUAAAAAGCGCCACUGGCAGCUUCAAGGCUGAUGGGUUUAAAAAAAUACCUGACAGGCUUAAAAAUUGUUAUUUGCCUCAUCGCAGAAAGCUGCACCAACCAUUGAAUACCGUGUACCACCAUCAAGACAUCACUGAUGUGAAUGUAGAAUCUUCUCGCCAGGAAUCGGAAAAACCAGAGCUUGACAUGCACGCUCCGGAGAUCACUUCCUCAAGGAUCAACCGCGCAAUCAAUAGGCGUUUCCAACAAGAUAUCGAAGCCCAAAAAGCGAUCAUUGGCUCAGAAUCUGAACUUUUGACUCUCAAUCAAUUAACCAAGCGUAAGAAACCCGUUACUUUCGCGCGAUCGGCAAUCCAUAACUGGGGUUUAUAUGCAUUAGAGCCCAUUGCUGCCAAAGAGAUGAUUAUCGAAUACGUUGGUGAGAUUCUUCGGCAGCCGGUGGCCGAAAUGAGAGAGAGGACAUAUUUGAAAAGUGGCAUUGGCUCGAGCUAUUUGUUUAGAGUCGACGAGUCUACGGUUAUUGAUGCCACUAAGAAGGGGGGCAUUGCGAGAUUCAUCAAUCAUUGCUGUGAACCAAGCUGCACUGCUAAGAUCAUUAGAGUUGGGGGGAGAAAAAGAAUUGUCAUUUACGCUCUCAGGGAUAUUGCUGCGAACGAGGAACUCACCUAUGAUUACAAGUUCGAAAGAGAAACGGACGACGAAGAAAGACUACCUUGUUAUUGUGGGGCUCCAAGUUGUAAGGGUUAUUUGAACUGA
This is a messenger RNA of Lachancea dasiensis, 2997 nucleotides long. The record is from the annotation of a GenBank genome assembly. Lineage: Eukaryota; Fungi; Ascomycota; Saccharomycetes; Saccharomycetales; Saccharomycetaceae.